AUGGCAUGCAAUUCGCGGUCUCUGUCGCGUCUUGGCGUCUUUUCCCGCCACAUCGCACCUCAGCCUGAUGAACUCGUUCAUCCCCGUCUCAAUUCCCCGUUGCCUUCUAUCGGAUCUUACACUGGCGCAUCCUUUGGCCCAUCCUUCUUGCACUCGGGUGCAUCAGCACCAUCCCCUCUAUUGAGUGCGGGAGACGCCAUAGGCUCGGCAGUGGCUCGGCGGUUCGCCAGGGAAGGAUAUGUGGCGGUGGUGGUUCGGAGGAACGGAUCCAAGCUCCAACGGCUAGUGGAGGAAAUAGCAGCAGAUGGCGGGAAAGCAGUUGGCUUUGGCAUUGAUGCAAGGAAGGAAGACCAGGUGGCUCGGCUGUUUGCUACAGUGGAGGGGGAAAUCGGUCCGAUCCAUGUGAUGGUGUUCAACAUCGGGGCGAACGUUUGGGAGAUGGCAUGCCUGGCAGGCCUCCUCACGUCUCGCGAGGCUGCGCGAAGGAUGCUUCCCAGAAACUGCGGCACUAUCAUUCUCACUGGCGCAACUGCAAGCGUUCGCGGUGCUGCAGGGUUUUCUGCCUUUCCUGGAGCUAAGCACGCGCUAAGAGCUCUGGCUCAAUGCUUAGCUAAAGAAUUAGGUCCCCAAGGAAUACACGUUUCCCAUGUGGUGAUUGACGGGGCCGUUGACACUCUGUGGAUUAGGGAGAAUUUUCAGGAGAUGGUAAAGGAGAAGGAGGUGGAUGGGUUGGUGCAGCCUGAUGAUGUGGCGGAGCUGUAUUGGUCGUUGCAUAUGCAGAAGAGGAGUGGCUGGACGUUUGAGGUGGACCUCAGGCCUUGGAGUGAGAAAUGGUAG
This is a messenger RNA of Closterium sp. Naga37s-1, 837 nucleotides long. The record is from the annotation of a GenBank genome assembly. NCBI's taxonomy places the organism in Eukaryota, Viridiplantae, Streptophyta, Zygnematophyceae, Desmidiales, Closteriaceae.